AUGUCAUAUCAUACAUGCGAUGACGAUGACACGAAUUAUAAAAGUCCUUUUUCAGUUUUGCAAGCCGUAGUCAUCCGACAGCGCAAGCAGUUCAGACGAAAGGACGGUACCUUCAUCUAUUUCGAGGAUAACGCAGGUGUCAUCGUCAAUAACAAAGGUGAAAUGAAAGGAUCUGCUAUCACUGGACCCGUCGCCAAGGAAUGCGCAGAUUUGUGGCCUAGGAUUGCUGCUAAUGCCGGUUCUAUUGCUUAA
Molecule: messenger RNA, 252 nt
Organism: Cylicostephanus goldi
Lineage: Eukaryota; Metazoa; Nematoda; Chromadorea; Rhabditida; Strongylidae
Source: the annotation of a GenBank genome assembly